AUGUCUAAAUCGGUCGCCAGAUUAAAAUCUAUGAAGAAAGUUGCGGACAAAAUUGACCAUAGUUCGAAAUUACGCACAAAUAUUCCUGCGGGUAUGGCUGCAGCAGGUCCACCUUUGGGUCCUAUGCUCGGCCAGAGAAACAUCAAUAUAGCAGCGUUUUGCAAAGAUUUCAACGAACGUACGGCCAAUAUAAAGCAGGGAAUACCGCUCCCAACGAGGGUGAAGGUUAAUGCUGAUCGGUCCUAUCAACUUGUUAUUCACCAACCUCCUGCAUCAUAUUUCCUGAAGCAAGCUGCUGGUAUAAGCAGAGGUGCUAUGGAACCUGUGAAAGAAAUAAGUGGGAAAAUAACAUUCAAGCAUUUAUAUGAGAUAGCCAAAAUAAAGUCGCAGGACCCACCACUGGAGUGGAAGUCAUUGCAAGAGAUCUGUGUCAUGUUGAUAGCAACUGCAAGAACCUGUGGAAUAGAAAUUGUCAAAGAGUUGGACCCAAAGGAAUAUGGUGAGUUCCUACAAGAAAGGAAAAAGGUAGUUGAAGAACAAAAGAAGUUGCUGCAAGAAAAACGAGAAGCCAAGAUGUUGAGAACGGCUUAA
Messenger RNA from Spodoptera littoralis (African cotton leafworm), 591 nucleotides. The record is from the annotation of a GenBank genome assembly. NCBI's taxonomy places the organism in Eukaryota, Metazoa, Arthropoda, Insecta, Lepidoptera, Noctuidae.